CCGAUCAAGAAGCUGAAUCAACUAGCAGUGGGCAAUCCGGCCAUGGCUGAAGUAGGGAAAGCAGAUGCUCAGCUCUUUCAGCUCCUCUCUCAUCUCCUUCAGGAGGUAGAGUCAUUAACCAAUCAAGAAGAAGUUGAAUUGCGUGCAAAAAUCGAAGCACUUGGAUUAGAGGUUACCAAAGUGCCAUCAAAGCCAUCUGAGCAUCUUGAUGAGCUGGAAAUAGCAAAGGAGUUGGACAAAUUAUCAGCAAAGUUAGAUGAUGUAGAUGAGAUGAUAUCCUCAACCAUGGCUUCAGACCCUCAGGUGCAGUCUCUUUUGAGUAGUACUUCCGAUGUAUGGAUGCCGGUCAUCACAGCUACUUCUGAUGAAAGACGUACUUUUAUGGUGCCCACUGAAGAUGAUAACUGCGGAAACCAAGGGAAGAAACCAUAGUGAUUCUUAAACACUCGUUUCACUUUCUUGUGUUCCUUUCUUUUUCCUUUGUUUUAUAAAUCAUUCUUCUAUUUUCUUUCUCUUUUACUGCCCCUUGUCUCAAGAAAAAGACAUUUAUGUG
Molecule: messenger RNA, 553 nt
Organism: Telopea speciosissima
Lineage: Eukaryota; Viridiplantae; Streptophyta; Magnoliopsida; Proteales; Proteaceae
Exons: 3
Coding region: 43-432 (129 amino acids)
Source: RefSeq, a predicted model, not a curated record